Molecule: messenger RNA, 2715 nt
Organism: Girardinichthys multiradiatus
Lineage: Eukaryota; Metazoa; Chordata; Actinopteri; Cyprinodontiformes; Goodeidae
Product: bifunctional 3'-phosphoadenosine 5'-phosphosulfate synthase 2-like
Exons: 12
Coding region: 180-2024 (614 amino acids)
Biological process (GO): sulfate assimilation; 3'-phosphoadenosine 5'-phosphosulfate biosynthetic process
Molecular function (GO): ATP binding; sulfate adenylyltransferase (ATP) activity; adenylylsulfate kinase activity
Source: RefSeq, a predicted model, not a curated record
CAGGGCCAGCCGAUUGCUACGUGUCUUGAAAGUGCUUUUUAAAAAGCCUCAUUCGGUUUAAAAGGCAGCCGUAAAGAGUUUGGUGGUAAGAACUUUGCCGAACCACCAGACCCUGCAGCUGUCUUUCUGCGUGUGAAGCGGUUCGAGCCCGGUGUCCAGCUGUCCGUGAGUGGUGCGAAAUGUCUGGAGUGAAAAAGCUUCGUACGGACCUCAUCAGGUCAACCAACGUGGUGUACCAGGCACACCAUGUCAGUCGGAACAAGAGAGGGCAGGUUGUGGGCACUAGGGGGGGCUUCAGAGGCUGCACCAUCUGGCUCACAGGUUUGUCUGGCGCUGGAAAGACAACUAUUAGUUUUGCCUUGGAAGAGUAUCUUGUAUCCCACGCCAUUCCAUGCUACUCACUGGAUGGAGACAACAUCCGCCAUGGCCUAAACAAGAAUCUGGGCUUUUCUGAUGAGGACCGGGAGGAAAACAUUCGACGUGUCGCUGAAGUGGCAAAACUCUUUGCUGAUGCCGGUCUUGUUUGUAUCACCAGUUUCAUCUCACCUUUCUCCAAGGACCGUAAAGAGGCGAGGGAGAUCCAUGAGGGUGCCGGGCUAAAGUUUUUUGAAGUCUUCGUCCACGCUCCUCUUGAAGUGUGUGAGUUCCGGGAUGUAAAAGGACUUUACAAGAAGGCCCGUGCUGGAGAGAUUAAAGGUUUUACCGGGAUUGACUCAGAGUACGAACGGCCAGAGGCACCGGAGCUUGUUCUGAAAACUGGAGAGCUCACUGUGAACGAAUGCAUUCACCAGCUGCUGGAGCUGCUCCAGGAUCAGAACAUCGUGCCAAGUGAGAUCAUGGAGGAAGUGAAUGAGCUCUUUGUCCCGGAGAACAAGCUGAAUCUUGCCUUGGCCGAUGCAAGCGCGCUGCCCACUAUCAGCAUCACCAAGCUGGAUCUAGAGUGGGUGCAGGUCUUAGCUGAAGGCUGGGCAAGCCCUCUGAAGGGCUUCAUGAGGGAAAGAGAGCUCCUCCAGGUCCUGCACUUUGGCAGCCUGCUAGAUGGCGGGGCCAUCAACAUGUCGAUUCCUAUCGUGCUGCCUGUUAGCACUGAGACCAAGCAGGAGCUGGAGGGGUGUGCAGCCAUAGCUCUGGAGUACCAGGGUUCUUGUGUUGCUAUCCUGAGGAACCCUGAGUUCUACGCACAUCGCAAGGAGGAACGCUGCGCCAGACAGUUUGGCACCACAUGUCCACAGCACCCAUACAUUAAGAUGAUUAUGGAAGGAGGUGACUGGCUGGUGGGCGGUGACCUGGAGGUGUUGGAGCGGAUCAAAUGGAAUGAUGGAUUGGAUCAGUACCGUCUCACUCCUAAGGAGCUCAAGCAGAAGUUUAAAGACAUGCAAGCAGAUGCAAUUUUCGCUUUCCAGCUGCGCAAUCCAGUCCACAAUGGUCACGCCCUGCUCAUGCAGGACACCAAGAGGCGUCUCCUCGAGCGCGGCUACAAGAACCCAGUCCUCCUACUUCACCCGCUCGGUGGCUGGACCAAAGAUGAUGAUGUGCCUCUGAGCUGGAGGAUGACUCAGCACGCCGCCAUCCUAGAGGAGGGCGUCCUGGAUCCAUCCAGCACUAUCGUGGCCAUCUUCCCCUCACCUAUGAUGUACGCUGGACCUACAGAGGUGCAAUGGCACUGCAGAGCUAGAAUGAUUGCCGGAGCAAACUUUUACAUCGUUGGUCGCGACCCAGCUGGCAUGCCUCAUCCUGUGACGAAGCAGGAUUUGUAUGAACCCACACAUGGAAGAAAGGUCCUCACCAUGGCCCCCGGCCUCACCUCUGUGGAGAUCAUCCCUUUCAGAGUUGCUGCUUACAACAAGACCAAGAAGAUAAUGGACUUUUACGACCCUGAAUGUCAUGCAGAUUUCGAGUUCAUCUCUGGAACCAAGAUGAGGAGCUUGGCUCUGAGUGGGGAGGACCCUCCCGAUGGCUUCAUGGCCCUCAAGGCCUGGAAGGUGUUGGUGGAGUACUACUCCUCUCUUCAGAAAAACAACUAAUCGUUUCACAGUCCACACUCAAAUUACAAUGUUUAUUCUUAAACUGAGGCAAGAAAUACUGUACACUAUUUCCUUUUGGAGGUAUUUUAGCUGGUAUGGAUUUCUAUAAAUAAUGAGAUAUUCUUGCAUGUUUUUUUUUUUGUUUUGUUUUAUUCUGAAGUUAAAUGAUAUUUACAUUCCUAUGAAAGCAUACCAGUUUAUAAACCCAUUAUUUGUUAAAUGCAUAUUAACUUAAGCUAUAUAUUUUAAUAACUUAAAAGUAACAUGAGAUUCUUUUUUAUAUAAAUUUUGAAGCACAUGCCAAGAACGGGAACUUAUUUUUUAAUAUUUACAUAUCUGAAGGAAACAGUAUUUGUAUUUAAAGUAGAUUUUCAGAUUUGCAGCCUUUAACAUGACUAUAAUACCAGUGUCUGUCAAGUUAUAUGUAAUGAUCUGAAUGUAGUUUUUUCACGGCAUACGAUGCCUACCUGUCUAAGUACGGCUGUUUUAAUAAUGUGAAAAAUGCCUUUUUCUUGUCAUUUUCAAAAACAGUAACUGUUCAUUCUUGCUGGCAUUUAACUGUAGUUUCCUUGAGGUUUGUGUGGUAUUAUGAUGUGGGCCUGUGUAUUCAUGUGACAAAGGCUUAGUUUUAAACGAAGAGGGUGUUUGACUUCUAGUAAUGUGAAUAAAUUGUUUCUAUGAAUCAUCAGUA